ACAACACCGCUCGGCGGCAAGCUCGACCCCAACACUGCAAAGAGUUUGUCGAGCUUUCAUUAAUCAUCGUAGCAACAGCAAAUUUAUUAUCUCCCUUUUCUAGCUCUUGGGUCUAUAAUUCCACUUCACCUCAAGAGCCAGGGUUCACUCCCUUCUUUCCUACCAUCGACAGUGUACGCUUUACAGAAAGGAGAGAGGGAAAGAAAAAGAAGAAAAGAUUUUUUUUUUUAAAUACGUUGGUGUAAACAAAAAAAGCACGCGGCUGUGUAAGGACGCCGACAUUUUGGUUCAGGGAGGGUCACGAGACUGGUCCGAGAGUUGGCAAAAAGCUCUGGUGCGGGAAAGGGAGGUUGGUUUCAAAACUCGCGGCGCCUCGGAUGUGUGAGGACCAUCGCUGGGAGGCAGCAGGCGGCAGGCGGCGCUGCGUUGUUGUGUGUGGCUUGUCACGACGCACCGCGGCACACUCCUCCGCUGGACUUGAUGCCAAGACUUGGAGUAAACCAGGAAUAUACCGUGCAACCAUGUCACCUGAGCGGCUUUUCUGCUGGACUGUUCUCUGCCUGUGCUUGGGCGGCUCGGCAGCGUCGUCUCUGACAUCUGCAUUUCAACUCGCUCUCGUGGUGUCAUCGCUUCACGCCCCAGCAGGCGGCCGGACGUUUGAUUCAAUGGGAGGAGACUCAGAGGAAACGUUUGGAUCAAAGUCCUCCAUUCUGGACCCGAACAGGAACUCCGUGACAGGCGAUGGCUACAUCAGUCUGGACAUCGCAAUGCGAAACGUCACCAAGUACCGGACGCAGCAAGUGCGCCUGCGCUGCGAAAUCUCGGGCAACCCACUUCCGUCGUACACCUGGUAUAAAAAUAGCACACCUCUACGUGAUAACGACGACAACGGCCGCAUCAGCAUCCGACCCACUAUUUGGGGGUCAAGGUUACGUUUGGAUGACCUGCGGUCCUCAGACACGGGCUACUACACCUGUAAGGCCAGCAACAACUUUGGGGACAAGGAUACGACAGGCAUCCUCCUUGUGAAAGAUGAAGAUCCUCCACCGGAAGCCCGCGACAAGACCAGCAAGACGAAGGACAUGGAUUCCGAUACAGACUUUCCCUCCUUGUUGCCAGGCGAAGACGAUGAGGAUGUGGAAGGAUUCAAUGGCAGAUACGACUCUAGUCUUCUUCCUGGAUCGGACGAGAAGGAGGACAAGGCGGAGGGCUUCUGCCAGACCUACCGGGGCAGCACCUGCUCCAAGUUUGUGGGCAACAUGAGCAUCUACGUGCAGUCAAAGUUCACACAGGGAAUGAACGAAGAGAAGUUUAUAGCUGCAUUCGCUGUGAUCGCCUCCUCCAACCACCUGUCGUCCCGCUGCCAAGAGUACGGCAUUCCCUCCCUCUGCUUCCAUGCCUUUCCCCUGUGUGACGACUCGGGGGACAAACCCAAGCCUCGGCGCAUCUGUAAGGACGAGUGUCAGAUCCUGGAGAGCGACGUGUGCAAGACAGAGUACAUCCUGGCCAAACGACACAAACUUAUUGGUGACAGUCUGCUGCCCAAGUGUGACACGCUGGACGAACCUGACUCCCCUGAGGGCAAGAACUGCGUGCGCAUCGACGUCCCAAACUCGGAGCGAGUCAAUGAGAGGCAAGAAUGUUACAACGGGACAGGAGCCAAGUACACGGGUCGAGUCAGCCAGACCAAGUCCGGCCUCAAAUGCCAACAGUGGAGCUCAGACACCCCCCAUGCCCAUUCUUUCAAGUCUUCGAAGUUUCCGGAACUUGCGGGAGGUCACAACUACUGCCGUAACCCUGGCAACACCAUGAGUGGCCCCUGGUGCUACACCACCAGCGACAGCGUUCAGAAGGAGCUGUGCGACAUCCCACAGUGCCCAAGCGAGCCAGCGGACAAUAACAAACUAAUGUUCAUCCUCGUCCCCACCAUCACCAUUCCCUUGGCUCUCGCCAUACUGCUGGCCAUCGUAUGCUUCUGUCAACGAAGUCGUUCACGCUCAACAGGCAGCCGCCACCACCACAGCACCAACGGCAAGUCAGGCCAGCCUGUGGAGCUUAGUCCCCUCAACCCCAAGACCAGCACUAGAGCCAAGGAGUUCCCUGCACAGAACAUCCGGUACUUGCAGGAGUUGGGUGAAGGAGCAUUUGGAAAGGUUUACAAAGGAGAGCUGGUAGGACUCUAUGGCGAUAACAGUGUUACUAAAGUAGCCAUAAAGACUUUAAAGGAGAAUGCACUGCCAAAGGUCCAGAAUGACUUUCGUCGAGAGGUUGAUGUAAUGUCAGAAAUGAGGCACCCAAACAUAGUGUGCCUUCUUGGUGUGUGCAUGCGGCAGGAGCCCAUGUGCAUGAUCUUCGAGUUCAUGGGGCAGGGCGACCUCCAUGAAUAUCUCAUCAUGCAUUCGCCUCAUUCAGAUAUCUCGGCUGUUGAUCCAUCCAGAGCUGGAGGCACAUCAAAGACACUGGAGUAUCCAGACAUGCUCCACAUCUCCACACAGAUUGCUGCUGGGAUGGAGUACCUUGCUUCACAUCAUUUUAUUCAUCGGGAUCUUGCAGCAAGAAAUGUGCUUGUUGGUGAUGGUCUAACAAUCAAAAUCUCAGACUUUGGAUUGUCCAGAGACAUCUACUCUUCUGACUACUACCGUGUGCAGAGUAAGUCACUGUUGCCAGUUCGCUGGAUGCCACCCGAGUCCAUCUUGUAUGGCAAGUUUACCACUGACAGUGAUGUCUGGUCUUUUGGUGUUGUUCUCUGGGAAGUCUUUUCCUUUGGACUUCAGCCCUACUUUGGAUACUCCAAUCAAGAGGUUAUUGAAAUGAUUCGCUCUCGCCAGAUCUUGCCUCAACCUGAAGACUGCCCAGCACGCAUCUAUGGGCUGAUGGUGGAAUGCUGGCAUGAAAUGCCUUCUCGUCGACCAUCAUUCCGGGAGAGCCAUGCAAGAUUGCGAGCGUGGAAGAGUGAGCUUGUGGCAGCGCAGAACCCUCACUGGAGUUUGUCGCAGAGCCAGUCAGCCCACUCAUCUAGUACCCACCAGAGCUCCCAGUCCCAGCCCUCACACCACAGCAGUACUGGCCCCAGCAACACCACUGCGCUGACUGGGCUCACUGGCAGCAGCAACACAUCUGACCCCAACUCCAUGGGUGCAGGUGUGCCUGGCAACAAUCAGCUUUCUCAGGCACAGGCCAAUCUGCCCCACCCAUGCUGCCACAGCACAUGAUGGGUCAACCCCAUCCGCAUUUUACCCAGGGUUAUGCCCCUCCUCCUGGUCAGGUGAUGUCCAUGCUGCAUCCUAUGAUGGGAGCUCCACCCCAUUAUGGAUUAGUACGAGGAGGCGAGGGAGGACAGCCUGGUUCUGUGAUGGGUGCAAAGCCUCCAGGUUGUAAUGGUUACCCCUCCAACCUGAACAAGGCUUCCCCAGCUGGCUCUGUCACCAGCUCCAAAUCCUCCAACAGUGGUGGGUCCAGCACCAGUGGGCCUACCAUCCUGCCCGCAAGAAACGGGCCUACGAACAUGCCUGGCAGCAAUGUGGCCAACGUCAACCCGAACAUGCGCACUGCCAACUCACAGCCUCCUGUCAGCUCUGCCACAGACUGCAACAAAUUCAACAACUUUUUGCCACACAAUGCCUACAUUCCAGACCAAAGGACUUCAGAUAUCUGAAUGUCAUAGGCACAAUGUCUGUUAGUAGGCCUUUUUUUAGGAGUGGUACUACGAAAAGGCCCAUCUAGUCUGAGAAUGAGAAGUGUGGGGGUUGGGCUAUUCAAACACAAGACCCAUCUAGUCUUUUGAGAGAGCAGAGAGCUCAAGGACAUGUGAACAACACUUAACUGUUGUGGGGGAGGAUGGGGGAAGGGGGAGGAGAUUUGAAGGCGCUGCACAGAGUUCUAUUCAAGUCUGAAAGUGAAGGAUUCGGAACACUCCUCGCUGCCAUGUACUCGCUCAUUUUGUCUCAUUUGACAUCAAAAUCAUUCUUGGAGCACAGACACGCAGUCAGCUUACUUCUGGCCUGGGAGGGAAAAUUCAAGGUCCAUUUACUGCUGGGACAGCAGUAGACCAACAAACAUCUAGUUCUCUUUCAGACAUUUUCAGUGGUUUGUAGGGUGCAAAAGUUAGUGUGGUAGCAGGAAUUUCACUUUCUUGAAUGGGAAGGUGGGUGACAUCCACACCCAUGCGUGUGCAAACUAGGAGCAGUACAUUAAAAUACUGCACUUGCUGUGAUACUGCUAGACUAGAAUGAAACAAAUGAUGGCAAAGUGCUCUGUGAAUUAUCUUUUUUUAUUUUAAUGCAGACUUUCAGUGCUCUUAACCAGCUACCAGGUUUCUGUAAAGGCUUUUGAUUUGUUAUUGAUGCUAUGUAGUCUUGGACAAUACAGAAAAAGAAUAUGGAAAUAUGACCUGGAACUGUAUUUCUUUACUUUUGGAGAUGGGGAAAGAAUGUUAAUAAUUUUCAUUAUUAUUCACAGCCAUUAAUAUGACCAUCAUUAUCAGAUAUUCAAGACAGUAAGGUGCUCUUUUUUUUCCAUCUUUGGUGACAAGCGAAAAGAAAGUACAGCACUCUCUGCUGGUUGCUGAAAUAGCUGUCUGUAAAUGUAAAUCUGUAAAUGUUUUCAAAUUCAAUUCUUCCAUCAUCUUUUUACUUUUUUAUAUAAAAGGUGGUUGAUGGAGUGAGAUGUGAAUUUAAAAAAUUACCAUCCCACUUAUGCUUUGUAGCUGAUGCUAUGAAUGCAUACCACAUUUAAAGCUAUUAUGAAAUGAUUUUUGUAAGGAUUUUCUUAAUAAUCAAAGCAUUGCAUAGCUAAUGAUUUUAAUAUUCUGUCUUCCUGUAGUAACUUUUCUAAUAUUUUGCAAAAUGCAGGUUUUUGUAAAAUCGUAAGUACCAAAAAAAGGUUUCUGCACUCAGAUUAAUAAGGAGCUAAAAGCUGCUGAUUGUCCAAAGAAUUGUUACCUGUGGGUUUCCAUGAUGGUGCUAUUGUCUAUGACAGUUCAAUGCAUGCAUUUUGUGUGUUCUUCAGCCUCAAUUUGUUGAUAAUGAAAUGUCCACUGAAUGAACAUUUCAUUGUUUGUUGAGUUGUUUCAGUUUCAGACUCUAGCAAAAAUGCAACCAAGUAUCCACUGGGUCAGAAUUUCAUCAUUUGCUGUUGAAUUUUACUUUCAAUGCAAAAAAAUACAAAAGAAUGUUGUUGUCCCUGCUUAAAUCACAACCUGUCAAAAUACUAAACUAAGGAGAAGUAUCUUUUUUUUUUUUUACGGUGUAUAAUGCUUUCUUAAGAAAACAGUUCAGUGUGGUGUUUACAUUUAAGGAAAAUUUGAAAGCUAAAUUAAAAUCCUUUGCAUACAGUCAUCCCUGAAGGCAGAACAUGAGGCUGACCUGAGAUCGUUACACUUCCUAUGUCAGAGGUUUCAUUAGGAAGAAAAUGUAAAUCUACUCCUUGAAUCAGUUGUAACUUUCCAGAAUCUUAACUUGCUGAGAUUUUCUCGUAGUUCUAUGAGCUUUUCAAGUUUUUGGUGGUGUGUUGUUCUUAUGCUUGGCUGUGGAAGCUGGCUUUCUCUUCUCGACACCAGGUAAGGUGCAGAACUGGGAAUUUUGUGCAAAGGUUUAGUAAGUCUUCAGUGUGUUCUAAUGGCCUUAAUACAUGAGCACUAUUGUGAUUACAGCUAUGACAUGCAUAUGUAACUUUCUUAAUAGCCACUGUUAAUACACUAUCUGACAGACUGAUAAUGUGUUUGGUUUUAUCUGCAUAGGUUGAUUACAUCUGUAUUGGAUUUUCAAGAAAGCUUUUCAGAUAAAAUUUUCUUUGGUCAUUAAAUUCUUAAAACCAUCUCAGGAUGAAGCUGUUGAACAUAGUGCCAGAAGAAAAAAAUUAAUAAGUUUAAAAGAAGCGUAAGGGUGUUUUCGAAUUAUAUCUGAAAAGCAGUAUGCGCCCUGGCUAAUCAGAAACCCCAAGCAGCAACUGAAAAGACUAGUCCUAUGAUGAAUGGCAAAUUCUGUGAUUACAAAAUGCCAUUAGCCACACCACCUGCACAAAAAUAUCAGUUGAUUACAUCGUUAUUGUAGAAUGCCACAUAUUUCUUCUGUCCAGAUGGUCUUAUCAGUCACUGGUGCACCUAAUGCUUUCAAAAUCAGUUUUUCAGUUCUGCAUUUAUGUGUCUGCACAUACAGGUUCGUGUUCAGGCAUGGAUACAUGUGCAUGCAUAUUUGUUGCUUUGGUUUGUUUCCUAUUAAACCUUGAAGCACUUCAUGUCCACAUUGUUCUGGACAGCAAGGCCGCCUCACAGCAUGUUCAGUUUAUGUACAUAGGCAGCUGAUUGUCAGCUGACAGACACAUCAUGACAGUAAAGCUGUAACACUCCAUCAAGAGUAGCUUAAGACCAGAAAGAUUGAAGGAAAGCUUUGGCUUGCAAGGUGCCAUUUGCUAUUUACCAAAACAAAGCAUCUUUAAGGGGCACAGACAGGAAGUUAUGAUUCCAAAUUAAGCAGUUUUUAGGGGAAGAAGCUCAGAGUGCACAAGAUGACUAGAGAAAAGCAACUGCAAUAAAUGAUUUUGACAAGAUAUAACAAUAUUUAGUCCACUAAUUUCAUUUACUGGAUAUAGCAUUGUCACAUUUAGGACUGAUCAUGCCUUUUCAAUCUUCAUUAAAUGGUUCAGUAUUCUGCCGCUUUCAUAAUCAUGCAAACCUUUGUUGUUGCAUGGUUAUACUUUGCGUUGCAUGGCAGCUUAUUGCCAAUAAAUUUCUUAUGUUGUAGUAGAUUUUGUAUUUUUGUUAUUUAUUUUGUGAUGGAUGUCUAAGUUUAUUAAAAACAAGCAUAAUAUCUGUGUACCUUUUAUAACAUAAGCAGUAUAUACUGUGUAAGCCUUCUGUGUUCUUGAAUGUGUGUCCAGCAGGUUAAUUUUAGUCAAUGCAAGAAAAGUGCUUGUUGGUUAAAAAAGAUGGUCUGGCUGCUGAUAGAAAAGUGAGAGACAAACUGGUUGUUCUUCCGCUCAGUGUGGAGACGUUUUUUUAGGCGCACCAAAACAGAACUGUCACAGGUUUUAUUAUUUCCUGACAAGAGGAUUGUUGUCCAUGCAUUAGAAUAUUUGCAUAUAAAAAUAGUCAAAUAAAAUUUUGAUUGCUGAUGUGUGGCAGAUCAAGUUAUAUGGUCAAUACACAUAAAACAAAAUAUUAAAGUGUAUUCUAGAACAAUAAUAUUAGACAUACUGCUUUCAUCAUAGAUGUACAAAGAAUGGUGACUGCAAAUACAAGAUUGAAUGUUCUGGGUCUUGUACACAGAAUAAUGAUGAGUGCCUCUUAGAUGUACAUGUGUACAACAUUUUCCCCUGACUUAGAAGCUCAUACUAUUUAUAAACUAGGAUAACCAGCACCCAGCUUCCUUGACUAUGAGAGGAAACAUUGCUGAGCUGGAAUGCUAAAGUAGCAAUGUGAAUGAAACACUUGCAAGCUUUUAAAUGUAUACCUAUAUAUAUAUAUGUUAACACCUUUUAAAAUAAGUACAUGAGAUGUUUGUGUGAAAAUUAGUGUUGAGAGAGCAAGCAAUUCAACACAGACAACUGUUCCAUGAAGGUGUAUUUGUGCCCACAGUCUAAUUCGUCCCCAGUGAUUUUGGAUAAUGUCUGAAAGCUCAUAUUAGUUCCCAGACCAUUAUGCAUGUUGAACACUUGUAUUUUUGUCCAGGAAUCAAGUGCUAGUAUUCUGUUCAAAUUUGAAAAGAGCUUCUCAAGCAAAAGGGUUCAAGAAUCAAUCUUUGUGCUUAAUUCGUUUCCCUUCUACUAUGUUUUACAUUUUUUUUAAAGUGCAAAUUCCUUUCAACUAUUGUAUCAUUUGUUUAUCUUUGCCUGAAGGAUGAAUGAAGCUGAAAUUGCUUCAACACUGGACUAUUUUCAUGUUGUUAUAAGUUCCCACAUGUUCAUGCCAAAUGCUGUCGGAUCAUAUGAUGAACAUUGAGGAUGAACCUAAUGGCUCAUUCAUGAAUUUCAUGGCCUGCUCAUAUUAUUUUGAUUCAUGUAACAUUCACAAAACAUUUCUAUACUUACCCAAUUUCAUCCCAAGAUUGUGACAUUUAGCUUUAAACAAUAAUUUAUUGAAUCUUGACAGUUAAUAAAGAUUAAUAAGUUCUCAAUUAGUUCAGGCUGUAUCAAUUUAGGCAAAAACUAGCAUGAGCUUGAUUUUGAGCUGGCUUAUUUUUUCCUGUAAUGUACACAAGACAAGCUGUAAUUUAUGAGCAUUCUGUUCCUGUAGCUGUUUAGUCUCCGCCAUCAUGUUCUGAUCUUAAACAAGGUGCUGCCUUUAGUUGCCUCAUGCCAGCUGUUUUAGCUAUGCCAACUUCAAUAUAUUCUGUCACCAUCUUAUUUGAUUUUUUUAAUAUAACGUAAAUGAUGCUAAAUACUCUUAUUAAUUAAAAUUAAUAGUACUUGAAAAGGUUACACUGAAGGCCUCUGCUUUCAUCUACAAGAGAAUUCUGGAGCUUGAAUAAAAUAUAUUGAAUCAUCCCUAUGAACAAUUGUUUAACCUUGAACUUCAAGUGCUCAACCAGGAACAUAUCUGAAAGAAGAGUUCUGUCACCACUGUGUGACAUACACCUGGCUGUGGUGACAUCAGACUGCAUGUCCACAUUACACAAAUUCAUGAUUCAAGUGUUCGAGACUCAGAUAUUGCUUGUGUAUCAAUCAAAAGCUGUCAUCAAGAUCUUAUUUAUGUAAAAACCAAGCAUCACAAGAACUUGGUUAAAUAUUGCUGGCUAUGAUGGUGUUAAUGAUUAACAUGUUUUUUAAUAUGGGAAUGUCAGUAAAUUUUUUGCUUUUGUCAAUCAAAUAAGAACUGUUAAUCAAACCUAUGCAUACUGUAUAUUUUACUGUGAUUUUACUGUUCUUAUUUGUGAGAGAUUUGCCUUAUUCUGCUGUAGUUCAGAGUGGAAAUGCACUCUUAGCUCGUGAGAUUACAGCAUUGUCUUGCAUUUAUGUGCAGAAUGAAAGCGCUGAUGAGCUAUUUGGCUUAUCACAUUCAAGCAUUCUGAUGACCAAUACCUUCUUUAAUUGUCUGUCAAAACAAUAUUCAAUAUUAACACACUGUUGUAGGCAUUGGACAAGCUCGGAUAAAAUAAUUAAGCCCUUAUUUUAAAUUACUUCGUAAUUUUCUAUUUCAGGUGUAUGGCUUUAAAUUUUUCAGCCAUUUGUUAUAAUGAGCGAGUUGAGGAAGCUUGGAGGCAAGGUGAUAACUCUGAACAUGAAAACAUUUCAAAAGCAUCUUUAAGGGAAAAUACUUUUCUUACAUUCUUUUUUUCAAGCAAACAUGUAAACACAUGCCAGAUACCACUAUACACAUUUCAGUCUCUACAACUGUCACAAAGCUUCUACUUCAUUUGCAUUACUUCAUAAAUAGGAUUGAAGACAUUCACAGUCUAUGAAUCAAUCACAGAUAUGUAUCAUUAUAUUGCUCAUUUUUAACAUAACCAUAGACAUUUAACACUCAUAAAUCGUGGACACUUGCAUACCAAUGCAUUAUUUGGCAAAAAUACUUAGUUUUUACCUGUUAAUAUGUUAUUGUACAAGGUAGAUAAUCCACUUCUAUUCAAAGCUUGAAAAAUGACCAAACUGAAGUUUUUCUCUUAAAUGGAUGCAUAAUGCCUUAAUCUAGUUCACAUGAAUCAACCAAAGAUACGGCAGUAUUACAAAGUCUGAAAUUGAACCUGUACUCGCUCACAGUUGUAGACGUUUUAUUCGUAACAUUUUUUAAUUCCCUGAAAUUUUCUAAGUAUUUUUUUGUAGGUGAGGGAUUGUCUUAACUGGUAAACUGAAUAAUAUUUAACAUGCCUGUCAAAUAAAAUGAAGGGUAAGGGAUACUGUAAAAGCUCCUGAUUAUAUGUAUUUUUUUUUAAAUUACCUUUUAUAAAUGUCAUGGUGGGAUGUGGAAAACCAUCUAUUUCUCCUACAUGCUGCCUUUUAUUUGGUUAACAGUGAGAGCUGUAUGUCUGUUGAAUGUACAUAAAUAUAUAUUUGUAUUCCAGUAAAAUCAUCUUGGCUUUCAUGUCACUGCUUGGUUAUACUGUUAGGAGUAUAAAUAAAGCUACAUGUACUGCUGAUGCUGGGUAGGGACAUAGGUGAUUAAAUAUUUUUUUAUUUUAAAUAUCUUUGAUAUCUUUGCAUGUUUUACAAUUCAGAAUCCUUACACCCAGCACUGUACUAAAACACUAAGAUUACAAAUUUUGGUUUAAAAAAAAUUCAAUUAUCGGUCAAGACUUUAUGAUAUUAAAACCAACCCCUUUUCUUACCUUCUUUUUACGAAGAGCCAUUUAAGUCUUCAGCCCUGUCUUUACCUCCCAUUUUCAGUAUUCAAGAUAAUUUUAUAGUUUAGUUUUAGGUCCUGCCAGAUUUUUACUUCAGGUAAAUGGGCAUUAUCUGAAAGAAACAUGUUUAAAAUAUGUCCCUUGUCAGCAUAGGAAAAAAGGGUUUUGCAUUUAAAAAAAAAAAAAAGAGACCUAGUCACAGAUAAAGCAGCUUCUGUUGUAGUGAUAGAUAUAAUACAAUGACCGAUGUGCAUUUUGCUUAUGCUGCAUUUUGGGUGGGAUGUUGUCUUAACUGCUUUCAUAACGAUUAGGUCUGGCAGUAGAAAACAUGGCUUUUUAAAUGCAUCUUCAGAAAAAAAAGAUUCACUGAACAUUGCACUGUAGAGAAUAUUUUUCACUAUAAAGGCAUAAGCUGUGCUGUAUAUUUCCUAGCCUGCAGAGUGUAUGUGUGGUGUUUUGUUGUACUGGUGCUACUGUACCUUGUUAUUAGCUUUAUUGCCAAAUGUGCAUGUACAUUAUGUAAUUACAUGUUACGCAUAUCACAUUCUCUGCAUGGUUCAGUGACAGGCAAUGCUGAUAUUGUACAAAUAAAUCACAUUUUAAAAACAU
Molecule: messenger RNA, 10883 nt
Organism: Pomacea canaliculata
Lineage: Eukaryota; Metazoa; Mollusca; Gastropoda; Architaenioglossa; Ampullariidae
Product: inactive tyrosine-protein kinase transmembrane receptor ROR1-like
Exons: 16
Coding region: 378-3212 (944 amino acids)
Biological process (GO): multicellular organism development; positive regulation of kinase activity; cell surface receptor protein tyrosine kinase signaling pathway
Cellular component (GO): membrane; signaling receptor complex
Molecular function (GO): ATP binding; transmembrane receptor protein tyrosine kinase activity; protein binding
Source: RefSeq, a predicted model, not a curated record